AUGGCUUCCCGACCUGCCAAACGGCAACGCCGGUCGACUAUAGUUCUCUCAGACGAUGAUGAAGAAUUGGAGCUGCCCUCUCCCCAAUCCCCCGUCAAUGCUCGUGUCCAGCGCGAGAUCACCCUCGACGGACGAACAUCACUGGACCUGUCUCCGGCCAGAGCUGGGAAAGGAAAGAGUUCUUCUCGACGUCCUGCGCCAAAGCCCUCCCCGAAGUCUUCUCCAGCGAAGGCCAAAAAGAACACCAGGGCGCAAAAAGCGCCAGAGAAGACCAAGUCGCUGCAUACCUUCUUUACAAAAGCCACGGAGGAGCAGCGAUGGAAGAAGAGGUCUGAAACACCAGACAUAGUCGCAGAUCUACAGAAUGGAGAAAUAGGCGACGCUAUCGAAGAUGAUGACCUCUCGGACGAUACUCUACAAGAGCUGGGUUUGAGGACCGACAAAGCAAAUACAUCUCUGCAGGACAGCCGGAAGCCUGCUCCGGCAAACAGCAGGAACGGAUUGAGUAACAAUUCUCUAUCUUCGACCCAGAGAUUUGUCAAGGGCCCUGCACCAAGGGAUACUGUCAAGAUCAAGGUGGAGGACCAGGACCAGGACCAGGCUUUUACUGAAAGUCGUCGACCUUGGGGAGACCGAUAUGGUCCAGCCAAUCUUGAAGAGCUGGUUGUGCAUAAGAAGAAGGUUGCUGAUGUUCAAGGCUGGUUGCAGGGGAAAUGCACUGGCCGUCAUAGUCAAAAAUUGCUUGUCCUGAAAGGUCCAGCUGGAAGUGGCAAGACAACGACAGUGUCUCUUCUCGCCAAACUUAUGGCACUUGACCUGGUUUCCUGGCAUAAUCCAAUGGUCGCGGAUUCCGGUCCAACCAAUUCAAUCGCCGUACAAUUCGACGAGUUUCUUAAUCGAGGUGGUCAAUUUGGUGGCCUCACCUUUAAUGGGGAAGACGUUGGAAGUCCGUCCGAAAAGUCCACUAAUGGCCGCAUUCUCUUGAUCGAAGAGUUCCCGGCAACUAUUACAAGGAGUUCCAGUACACUACAAUCAUUUAGAUCUGUUCUACUACGAUAUCUUGCACGGCCAAGUCAUUCCCAUCCGAUCGCAAUACGUGGUCAACAAGCGGAACGUGACAACUCACCGCCCGUGGUGAUUAUCAUCUCAGAGACAUUACUAUCGUCAUCUACGGCGUUGGCUGAUAGCUUUACGGCUCACAGGCUGCUUGGACCUGAGAUUUUGAACCAUGCCUAUGUCACCUCCAUGGAUUUCAACCCGGUCGCUCCAACUUUUGUGACAAAGGCACUAGAUCUGGUUGUGAAGAAGGAAGCUCGUGAUUCAGGGAGACGACGGAUGCCUGGCCCUGCGAUCAUGCAGCGUCUGGCUGAAAUGAGUGAUGUCAGAAGUGCAGUCAAUGCUCUGGAAUUUCUCUGUGUGAGGACAGGCGACGGUUCGGAAUGGUCUGGGACCAUCUCAGCGAAGUCCAAGAAAACAUCAAGAAAUAAAGAGACUGUCACCUUGACCGACCUGGAGAAAAAGUCUCUUCAAUUACUCAGCCACCGAGAAACUACACUCGACAUGUUCCAUGCUACGGGCAAGAUUGUUUACAAUAAACGACAAGACCCUCGUGUGCAAGAUACUAGGGCUGAGCCACCGCCCAAACCACCGGACCAUCUAAUGCACCUGUAUUCGCCGAAAGCUUCACUGGUAGAUAUUGAAGUUCUUCUCAACGAAACAGGAACAGACAUCCAGACGUUCAUUUCGACUCUGCAUGAGAACUACAUUCUCUCAUGCAAUGGUGACACUUUCGAGCCAGCUUUUGAUGGAUGUUCAGACGCAUUAUCAACUAGUGAUAUACUCAAUCCUGACUCUCGGCCCUAUCGACGUGCGAACAACAAUCCUAAUGCCGGUUUCAUUCAGUCAAAUCUGCAGUCAGGGAGUUCCGAUACGCUAAGACAGGAUGAGAUAAGCUUCCACGCUGCGACGAGAGGGUUAUUGUUCAAUCUGCCCUAUCCAGUCAACCGAGCGAGUGUCCCAGGUGGCAAGAGAGGCGAUAAUUUCAAAAUGUUCUACCCACAAAGUUUGAGGCUGUGGAAGCCCACCGAGGAGAUAGAGAGUCUCGUCGAGCUGUUUGUGCAUGGCACGGACAUCGAUCAUACAGACUCAAGAACCUUUGACUCCGUCAUUCAUGGUGUUGAUGGUGGUGUCGCGAGCUGGCAGUCAAGAGCAUUCAUGGCCUCCCGUUCAAUCAGCAAGGAUGGCGAAGACGACGACAAAAUGCCACCGUCUCAACAAGUACGCUACAACAAAGAUGUCCUCACGCUUGAGAUCCUCCCAUACACGACACGGAUCCGAUCUUGGAGAAAAGAAGAUGUCAAAACCCUCAAUCGGAUCACGCAGUUCAAACCAAACGCAUACCUGCCCAAUCUAUCCGAGGUAGAAGAGAGUUAUGAGAACGGGCUGGACGCCAAAGAUCCCUGGCCGCAGCAGAAAAGACCGACGACUACCACCGUGCCUUCUUCCCCUUCGCGAAGAGGUAUUAUAGGAAGCCCCGUCAAGCCUGGCCCACUUGGAUUGAAGCUGUCCGCGGAUUUGAAUUCUGGCCUGCCCAGCGCUGCUCCGCCGAUCGAGAAACUGUACCUUGACGACGACGACAUCGUUGACGAUUAA
Messenger RNA from Exophiala aquamarina CBS 119918, 2652 nucleotides. RefSeq lists its product as uncharacterized. Lineage: Eukaryota; Fungi; Ascomycota; Eurotiomycetes; Chaetothyriales; Herpotrichiellaceae. The transcript is spliced from 2 exons. Gene Ontology annotation, biological process: mitotic DNA replication checkpoint signaling; DNA repair; DNA damage checkpoint signaling. The record is from RefSeq and is a predicted model, not a curated record. Gene Ontology annotation, molecular function: chromatin binding. Bases 1 to 2652 code for a protein of 883 amino acids.